CAAAUCUCCUACAGAAUGUAGUGUGACUGUGUUUACAAAGACAGAUUAACAGUUCUGUGUAUCACUUCUUCCUGGAAAGAACCAACGCCGCAAUGUCUGAUAGCGACUCGAGUGAAAAUGACACUGGUUUACUCACACCGAUAUUCCUCAGGAAAGGAUCUCGGUGCAGCCGAGAAACCCCAGCUGGAACACCGUCUUCUAUAUCAAGUUCAAUAGUACUUGGCCAGAUUCCCGAAAAAGUACUUCGUGUUUGGAGUCUAUUACCACCGGCGAUACGUUUGGAUCCUAGCUUGGCAGCUUUUCAGAGGGAAUACAACCGAUUCCACCAAGCUACAGAAGGAAAAUCAUCAGAUGCCAGGAACGAAGAUUGUCUGAUUGUGAACAUGUCUGUUGAGACACAUCCUACACUUGCUAAAAAAAAGCACGACGAUGAUACAAACGCGGAUACUUUGAACGAGUCUCAGGAAACUAAACAGAAGCCACAUUAUCGUUACAUAAAAUUAACAGUUUUGUUCUGCUGUUGGUUAAUAUUCACGUCUAUACUAAUGAUCAAGAGUGAAAAAAUUGAAACUAUGCAUCAAAUUUCAGUACCAAGGGGACAAGUAAAGAAUUAUAAAAUCCACGGCGAUAUUUCUAGCAAACAUAUUAGUGUCGUCGUAGAAGGUUCAUUCCUACCUCCGGCUAAAUUAAUGAGUCAUAUGAAUGUAUCUGAGCGAUAUUUAAUGUUAUGGUUAGAAUUAACACAUAACACAAUAAAUAUAAAUAAUAAAUCUUCAGUUGAAUUCUCUAACCGAAUCAAGAACAUUAGCAAUGUAUGGAUGUUACCAGUACUUCCGGAAAAUCUAGUGGACAUUUUUCCAGGUGAAAGGCAUCAUAAGACCUUUGAAUUAGAAAACGCUGAUAUAAGCGCAUUGGAAGAAGGUCUGCUGUCAAUUAAACUAAAAACUAAUCUAGAAUCCAGUUUCGCAGUCUCCCUGACUUACGAUUUGUCGUUGAUAGACAAAAGUAUCGGUAUAGCAUAUGCUGCAAUAGUUUUAGUGGGAUUAUAUGUAUUAAUAAUAUUUGAGGUUGUCCAUAGAACCCUUGCUGCCAUGCUAGCGUCCACAAUGUCUAUCGCGAUAUUAGCAGCGUUAAAUGAGAGGCCAACAAUGGGUGAAUUGAUUUCAUGGAUAGACGUCGAUACGCUGAUGUUAUUAUUUUCUAUGAUGAUACUUGUUGCCGUUAUUGCUGAAACUGGCAUAUUUGACUGGUUAGCAGUCUAUGCUUAUAAGAUAACUGGAGGAAGAGUAUGGCCACUUGUGAAUACGUUAUGUUUCUUCACAACGUUCAUUUCCUCCUUCUUAGAUAACGUUACAACAGUGCUUUUAAUGACACCGGUAACAAUCAGAUUAUGCGAAGUAAUGGAAUUAAAUCCGGUACCAGUAUUGACAGCAAUAGUUGUUUUCUCUAACAUCGGCGGUGCUAUGACACCCGUGGGUGACCCGCCGAACGUAAUUAUCGCAUCCAAUCGUGAUGUUAUAAAUAGUGGUAUCGAUUUCAGUACAUUCACAAUACACAUGAGCAUUGGUGUAAUAUUGGUAAUAAUUACAGUCUACGCUCAGCUACGAUAUAUCUUUCGAGAUGUGGCUGUCCUUAGAUUCGAUGAACCACAAGAUGUACAAGAAUUAAAACAUGAAAUUGCCAUUUGGCAACGAGCUGCAGCAAGUUUAUCGAGUUACAGUAAAGACGAAAACUUAGUCAGAGAAACUUUAUUGAAAAAAGUUCAACGGUUACUCUCUCAAUUAAAAAAGAAAGUACUCACUGGCAGUGUUGCGCUUGAGAGAUACGAAACUACACUGGAAGAACUACAAGAAAAGUAUCCUAUUCGGGACAAAUGGUUACUAGCAAAAUCUGGAUUCACGUUACUUUUCGUGAUCAUUCUGUUUUUUCUCCACAGUAUUCCGAAUCUGCAUUUGUCUCUCGGUUGGACAGCAUUGGUUGGUGUUCUUUUAUUACUAAUUUUAGCGGACACUGAAGAUUUGGAUGGUAUUAUGGCACGUGUAGAAUGGAGUACUUUGUUAUUUUUCGCAUCAUUAUUUAUCUUAAUGGAGGCACUUUCUCGGUUAGGUCUUAUUGCUUGGAUAGGAAAACAAACAGAAAAUAUUAUCCUAUCAGUGAGCGAAGAAUCACGUUUAGCAGUGGCUAUAUUGCUACUACUCUGGGUUUCAGCAUUUGCGAGCGCAUUCGUUGAUAAUGUACCUUUGUCAACUAUGAUGAUAAGAAUCGUAACAAACUUAGCACAAAACAGUGAACUUGGUUUACCACUACAACCUUUAGUGUGGGCCUUAGCUUUCGGAGCCUGUAUGGGAGGGAAUGGAACUUUGAUUGGAGCUACCUCUAACGUAAUUUGCGUAGGUGUCGCCGAGCAACAUGGAUACAGAUUUACUUUUAUGCAAUUCUUCAAGGUAGGCUUUCCGGUAAUGUUAACGAGUUCUGUGACAAUUACUAUGUACCUAAUGAUCGCUCACGUCGUUUUCGGUUGGAACGGAUAGCCUGCCUUAUAGAGCCUGCAUUUGCACAUAAAAAAUUUAUUGCGCUUUCCAAGAUACUUUCGUAAUUGGAAUUAAACUUCACAACAUAGUUUGUAACAAUUACUUGCAAUACGAAAUUAAGUUGUUAAGUUUAACAACGUGUCCGUACAAGUAAAGU
Molecule: messenger RNA, 2688 nt
Organism: Dufourea novaeangliae
Lineage: Eukaryota; Metazoa; Arthropoda; Insecta; Hymenoptera; Halictidae
Product: P protein
Exons: 18
Coding region: 93-2531 (812 amino acids)
Biological process (GO): transmembrane transport
Cellular component (GO): membrane
Source: RefSeq, a predicted model, not a curated record